Molecule: messenger RNA, 917 nt
Organism: Meloidogyne enterolobii
Lineage: Eukaryota; Metazoa; Nematoda; Chromadorea; Rhabditida; Meloidogynidae
Source: the annotation of a GenBank genome assembly
CAAUGACGGCUACCGUUUCACCAACAGAGUUGGAUUUGGAAUUGGAAAUAGCCGGUAAACUGGCUGCAAAUGAUGUUGCUAAUCAAAAUCAACAAAAGAGACGAGUUUCUAAACAAAAUGAAACAGAUGAUAUAGAACCAUUAACUACAGCGGUUGUUCCUCCCCUUCCACCCCCACCACUAGGAAAACGUUUGUCCACAGCCUCAGCCGGUGCUUUCUCUCUUUUUUCAAAUACGGCAGGAGAUGGAUCAACAUCUUAUUUACGUCUAGUUAAUUGGUUGUGCUCAAUGUCUGGAAUAUUGUUUGGAUAUUCCUCUUCCUCAAUUAAUGAUUCGAUUCCUUUUAUGCGUCGUGAGUUAGGAUUAACUCCUGCUGGAGUAGGAUUGAUCACCUCAUGUUUUCUAGUGGGUGCUGCAUUUGGAAGUAUUAUUGGGGGAAGAUUAGCAGAUCGUUUCGGGCGUAAACGAACGCUUGUAUUAAAUGAAAUUUUGUUUAUACUUGGAACACUUGGAACUUCCCUGGCACCCAAUUUUGAGACAGUAUUAGCUACCCGCCUUUUCCACGGAUUUUCUUCGGGUGGAAUAACUUCUGUUGCCCCAGUUUUGCUAGCAGAAACAUCGACGCCAGAACAGCGAUCACAAAGUGUAACAAUGGCACUCCUGAUUCUUGUUUUUGGAGAAUUUUGUGUUUUUGUUGUUGGGGCAGUUCUUGGCAACGUCUGGUAUGAAAACGAUGCGAUUUGGCGUUGGAUUAAUGUAUUAAUUGUUGUUCCAGCAGUGAUUCUGCUUAUUUUACAUAUUCUUAUUGUUCCAGAAAGUCCUCGCUGGCUUGCUCAAAAUGGAAAAGCAAAUCUUGCAUGGAAAACGCUUAGAAGAAUGCGACGAUCUUCGGCUCAAACACGACACGAAUUACGGUAG